Molecule: messenger RNA, 2452 nt
Organism: Carassius auratus (goldfish)
Lineage: Eukaryota; Metazoa; Chordata; Actinopteri; Cypriniformes; Cyprinidae
Product: ankyrin repeat and SOCS box protein 7
Exons: 5
Coding region: 179-1135 (318 amino acids)
Biological process (GO): intracellular signal transduction
Molecular function (GO): protein binding
Source: RefSeq, a predicted model, not a curated record
UUGUGGUUUGAAGCCUUGGAGACGUGAUGUUCAUUGCUACCUGACUGUACUUGCUCUCUAAUGAAGAUCUGAAGUGGAUGUGAAUAUGGAUGCAAAGCACAAAGACUGUUUCAGAUCUACAAGAAAUUAAUGAAAGGGACACAGGAGCGUCUGAGCUCGUACUGCGAGAUGUGACAGGAUGCUGAACCAUCACUGCAGAAGGAACCCAGAGUUACAGGAGGAGCUGCAGAUCCAGGCGGCGGUGGCAGCCGGCGAUGUCUACACCGUCCGCAAGAUGCUGGAGCAGGGCUACUCGCCCAAGAUCAGAGACGCCAACGGCUGGACGCUGCUGCACUUCUCUGCAGCGAAGGGCAAGGAGCGCUGCGUGCGCGUGUUCCUCGAACAUGGAGCGGAUCCCACCGUGAAGGAUUUCAUCGGAGGCUUCACCGCUCUGCAUUACGCCGCCAUGCACGGUCGCGCCCGCAUCGCCCGCCUCAUGCUGGAGUCCGAGUACCGCAGCGACAUCAUCAACGCCAAGAGCAACGACGGCUGGACCCCGCUGCACGUGGCGGCUCACUACGGCCGCGACUCCUUCGUGCGUCUCCUCUUAGAGUUCAAAGCCGAGGUGGACCCGCUCAGCGACAAAGGCACGACGCCGCUGCAGCUGGCCAUCAUCCGCGAGCGCUCCAGCUGCGUGCGCAUCCUGCUCGACCACAGCGCCAACAUAGACAUCCAGAACGGCUUCUUGCUGCGUUACGCCGUCAUUAAGGGCAACCACUCGUACUGCCGCAUGUUCCUGCAGCGCGGAGCGGACACUAACCUGGGCCGGCUGGAGGACGGCCAGACGCCGCUGCACCUGUCGGCCCUCAGAGAUGAUGUGCUGUGCGCUCAGAUGCUGUACACGUACGGAGCCGAUACUAACACCAGGAACUACGAGGGCCAGACGCCUGUGGCUGUUUCUGUCAGCAUGUCUGGCAUCAGCCGGCCCUGUCUGGACUUUCUGCAGGAGGUCACAAGGCAGCCCAGGACUUUGCAGGAUCUGUGCAGGAUAAAGAUCCGGCAGUGCAUCGGCCUGCAGAGCCUGAAGUCUCUGGAAGAUCUGCCCAUUGCCAAGGUCAUGAAGGACUACCUAAAACACAAGUUCGACAGCGUUUGACAGAAGCCCAGCCACUGGUUUCUGUAGGAUCCCUUAAGACUAUGCAAACUGGAAACCUCUGGGAACAGGUGCAGUGUUUUGUGCUGUGGAUCGGGGAGCACUGUAAUGGCCAUGUUGACUCGUUCACCGAUGGAGAAAUUCAUGACCCAUGAGAGACAUCUGAUUUGUACCAAAUAUGGUUUUUGUUCUUAAAUCCGACAGACAGCCUUUCUAAGUAUUUGACUUUUUCUAUCGGCUAAAUUCUCAGACAAGGCAAAGAUAAAACCUUUUAAGCUAUCAGGAGAAAUUGGCAAGUAAUCAGGUCGCCCUCAUAAAAAUAUGCAUGUGCUAUUGUUAUUUUUUUCCGUGGAGAAAUCAUAAUUUCAGCCCAUUGGGUCAUUAACCCUUUGUUGAGAAUCCCAUUCGUUUGUAUUGAAAAGCGCACCACAAACCCCACAGGCUCUCGGUUUGUUUGUUUUUUAAAUCUCAUUUAAUUUAAUAUUUGUAUUUAAAAGCUGUCGAUAUCAGAGGUGCUUGGCUUUAGUUUCCAUUUAAAGGUGAAGAAUAAGUCUAGUUGCGAGAGGUGCAUUACAUGCAUCCAUCAUUAACAAACUUUCUGUAAAUAUUUGUGUCAUAUGUACAGCAGAUAUUUUUAGACUAUUUAAGCGUGUGUUUUGGGGGGGUUUGUGACCUGUCGACGGGCUUUGAUGUGGGAACGUCCGGACUUCUGGGAUAAAAUGGAAAAUAAGUGAUGCUUAACCGAGGCCAUCAUUGUCUUGUUAUUAUGCACAUGAGAAAUCUCUUAAGGGUUUUUUUUUUUUUUUUUCAUAAUAUAUAAUGAAUUGAAAUGCACUUAAUUUGUUUUCUACUAAAUAUAAGCAUUAGUCAAAGUUCUGUGUAGCAUUAAGUUUAUUCAGUUCAUUUGGCACCACUUUAUUUUCGAUCUGUCCCCAUAAAAUCGGGGUCAAGUCAAGUUCCUCUUGACUAUUUUCUCCAAUCCGGUUCGAACCCUAGCUGCCUUUACUUCCGUCCGUGACGCAGGACAGCUACAGCAUCUCACCACAUCACGAACACCGUUCAAGUGCAUUAAAGCGGCCAGCCACAACAUUUCAAUGAUUUCUGUUUCUAGUUGAGUUUAGGGUGUUUGUUGGGACUGAACGCAUCUCUGGACGGCCACAAUGUAUUCAGAAGCAGGACGGAUUUGAGAGCCAGGGAAUGUUUUUGGGAUCUGUCUUCACUAAUCGGAAGUCUUCCACAGCUUCAACUACUGAAUGUAUAUAAUCUGCUGUUUCACAUGUACAUGUGUGUGAAUAAAUGGAUCUUAUUGCUGUAUUUGAA